AUGCCCCGUCCGAAACCUCCCCCCCUGCUCCUCUUCCGUUGGCGCCGCGCCCGGCGCAGGAGAAGCCCAAGUGGGGCAGCAGCGGCGACGACUGGGGCCGGGGCGGCGGCAGCUCGGGCGGCGGGUCGUCGUGGAGCGGCGGCAGGGGCGAGCAGAGGCGGGACGACAGCGGGUGGAAGUCCGCCGACGACCGCGGGGGCGGCUCCAGCUUUUCGGGCUGGAAGGACCGCGGGGAGGUUAGGUGGCGGCUCCUGGGGCGGCGGAGGCGGCGGCUCCUGGAGCGACGGGGGCGGCUCCUGGAGCGGCCAAGGCAGCGGCGGCGGCGGAUCCUGGGACCGCGGGGGCGAGCGGCAGCCGACCGAGGCCGCCCCCCCGCAGGAGGAGCCGCCGCCAGCGCCGCAGGUGCAGCAGCUGCCGCAGGUGCAGCAGGCGCAGCAGGUGCAGCAGGUGCCCUGCGACCCGAGGGACAGGCUGAACAGAUACCCUUGGCCAGCGGAUGUGGCUGCGUGGCAGCAGAUGCAGGCGGUGCUCUUCGAGGGCCACCCGCCGCUGCCGCCCGGCUGGAUCCGGUGCUGGUCCAGGUCUACGGAUCAAGAGUACUACGUGCGGGUGGAAGACGUGAGGUCUGUCAGCACCAUCUCGGAGAUGCAGCAAGUCAUCGCCGUCGACGGGCGCUGA
Molecule: messenger RNA, 678 nt
Organism: Prorocentrum cordatum
Lineage: Eukaryota; Dinophyceae; Prorocentrales; Prorocentraceae
Source: the annotation of a GenBank genome assembly